AUGGUGGCACGGAUACAUGCGGAAAGGCUCCGUGUCACGCUUGGAUAUGAAGGAUUAUUUUAUCUGGAUAAUGACGGGUUGAGUGGUGGUCUUGCUCUGUUCUGGAGGAGGAAUAAUACGGCCAGUUUGUUGAGCUAUUCUAAGAAUCAUGUGGAUGUGGAGGUAAGGGCCGAGAAUGGUAAGCAGUGGCGUAUGACAUGUUUCUAUGUACAUUCGGAUCGUAGUAGGAGGUGGGAGUCCUGGGAGUUAUUGGAUACUUUGAAGACUAGAUCCUUGCUACCUUGGGUGGUCAUAGGGGAUUUUAAUAAUCUCUUGUUUCAGUAUGAGAAGAGAGGGGGGAAUCCAUACCCGGAUAAUCUCCUACGAGGCUUUGGUGAGACCCUAGAUGGUUGUGGACUAAUGCAAUUACCUAUGAGGGGCCAUCAGUUUACCUGGGAGAAGAGUAGAGGAACGGAGAACUGGAUUGAGGAGAGGCUUGAUAAGGUGUUAGCCACGGCUGAUUGGUGUGGUCUGAAUGAGAAUGUGGAGGUGGAGAAUAUUAUAGCUCGACCCUUGGAUCACUCAGCUCUCUUCCUUAGUAUGGAUGUGCCAUGCAUGCGUAGGGGAAGGAUUGCGAGGGGUUUUAGGUUUGAGAUGGCAUGGUUCCAUGAUGAGGGGUGUAGGGAUGUGGUGGUGUCGGCCUGGCAGGGUGGGAGGGUUGAGGGGUUGCUGAAUUGUCAGCAGCGGUGUGGGGAGAGGUUGAUGAGGUGGGGCGGUGGGGGCUUCCAUAAAUUUGGAGAGCGAAUUGGGCAGUUGAGAAAGAGGCAGGGGAUUAUCAGAAAUAGGAGGGACCCGGCUGCGCUAGCCGAGUUUCACCAGAUCGAUGUACUCUUAGCCCAGCUGGAAGUGCAGGAGGAUGUAUUCUGGAGACAGCGAGCGAAAAUUAAGAAUAAUGCUGGCAUAUGGGUGGAAGGGAAUAAUAUGUGCUCUGUCAUACUAGACUAUUUUCGGGAUAUUUAUGCAACUGAGAAUACUGCUUGUGAUGAUGCUUUAUUUGAUGAUUUUAUGCCACGAAUAUCACAUGAUCAAAAUGAAUCUUUAUUGCGUCCGUUUGGACUAGAAGAUGUGAAAGAAACACUUAAAUCCAUGUAUCCUGACAAAGCACCAGGGCCGAAUGGAAUGAAUCCAGGCUUUUAUCAGCACUUCUGGGAUAAAAAUGUGCCAGAAACGGUGGCGGAUAUGAGACUGAUUGCUCUCAGUAAUGUUAUAUACAGGGUAAUGGCCAAAAUGAUAACAAAUAGGAUGAAACCACUUAUGGGGGAACUAAUCUCAGAAUCCCAAAGUGCGUUUAUUCCAGGGCGCCUAAUCAAGGAUAAUAUCCUGGUUGCAGCGGAGGUGGGUCAUUACUUGAAUAGAAAGCAAUAUGGGUUAACAGGAUGGAGUGCCCUAAAGCUUGACAUGUCAAAGGCGUAUGACAGGAUGGAAUGGCCUUUUUUGCAGAAAAUGUUGUGUGCCAUAGGGUUUGAUCAGCGCUGGGUGAAACUUAUUAUGCUCUGUGUCACAACUGUAAACUAUACGAUAAUGGUGAAUGGCAUGGCUGGAGGACAGAAAGCGCAGAUGGAGGGGGCUAUACAUGGUUGUAGGGUGGCAAGAGGUGCACCCCCAGUUUCCCAUCUUUUUUUCGCAGAUGAUAGUCUGCUGUUCUUCAAAGUUAAUAUCGAAGAAGCAGGCAGGAAUAAGAGGGCUGUUUUUUCCUAUGUGGAGGACAAGAUCAGACAAAGAAUUGGUUCGUGGAGUAAAAUGUUGCUCACUCAGGCUGGUAAGGAGGUACUCUUGAAAAGUGUGGCCCAAUCUAUGCCAACUUUUUCCAUGAGUGUAUUUUUGCUACCUGAGAUGGUUUGCACAUCUAUUGAGAGAACCAUGAAUAGCGGGUAUUGGUGGGGAACUGGUGCUGAAAGGAAGAUACAUUGGAAAACUUGGGAUAAAUUAUGCAUCCCCAAGAAGUAUGGGGGUUUGGGAUUUAAAGAUCUACGAGCUUUUAAUUUGGCUAUGCUGGGAAAACAGGCAUGGCGUUUCCUUACGAAUCCCAGUAUUUUAGCAGCAAGAAUAUAUAAGGCAAGGUAUUAUCCUAAUACUUCUUUUAUUGACGCCACUAUAGGAAAUUGUCCGAGUUUUUGCUGGAGAAGUAUAAUGGCUGCACAUGGAAUGGUUUGUUCGGGGGUAAGAAGGCGAAUUGGGAAUGGCGCAAAAACAUUAAUAUGGGGUCAUCCCUGGCUACCAGAUAAUCCCAAUUUAUUUAUCCCUGAGGAUGUGGCUCGUAUUACUAUGAUUCCUGUUAGCCCAGAUUAUGAAGACACAUGGUAUUGGAAGGGAGAGAAAAAUGGGGUAUAUUCAGUUAAGAAUGCCUAUAGGCAAAUUAAGGGAGAUUAUGAACAUAACCCAGAGGAUCAAUGUGGUCUAGCUGCAGCUGUGCUAUACAGUAUUUGGAAUGCCCGCAAUGCUGCGGUAUGGGAGCAUGCUCUACCAUGGCCGAACCAGACAUGGCAGCGGGCGGUGGCAGCCAUGCACGCCUACCAGCGAUCACAUCCACCGGCAUGCACACCGCCGCCUACCGUGAUGACCGUAGCAAGUGGCAGCGAGACUCCACGCUGCUACGUCGAUGCAAGAUACAGAUCGGACACCGGAGAAGCAAUGUAUGGAGUGGUGCUCCUCUCUCACCACGGCGCCUUUGUCGCUGUAACAAGUGGAAAGCUCUCGGGUGCUUUCUCGGCUAUUAUGGCCGAGGCACUAGCAUGCAAAGAGGCGCUAUCUUGGCUCAAGGAUCGUGAUAUCAUGGAGGUGGAUAUUUUAACAGAUUGCUUGGAAUUACGAAAUGCUCUACACUCAAGCCCAACGGCUAACUACUCUUACUUUGGGAUCAUUGUGGACCAAUGUAGGACAGCUAUAUCGUUAUUUACAAAGUGUUCUUUAAGUUAUGUCUCUAGAACUCUUAAUUUUCAUGCUCAUACUUUAGCUUCGUUAGCUUUCGAUCAGGAACAAUCUAUGUACUGGGACUCUGUCCCUCCUAACUCUGUCAUUCAGUUUAUCCAUUAA
This is a messenger RNA of Ipomoea nil (Japanese morning glory), 3072 nucleotides long. RefSeq lists its product as uncharacterized. The record is from RefSeq and is a predicted model, not a curated record. Gene Ontology annotation, molecular function: nucleic acid binding; RNA-DNA hybrid ribonuclease activity. NCBI's taxonomy places the organism in Eukaryota, Viridiplantae, Streptophyta, Magnoliopsida, Solanales, Convolvulaceae. The transcript is spliced from 7 exons. Bases 1 to 3072 code for a protein of 1023 amino acids.